CCCUGUGGGUCUGUGUGAUCAGAUCAGUAUCGAUCCCUGAGUGCUCGUGGGACCUUAAAGGGUUCAGGACUCAGCCGGUCUAAGCGGAUCCACAUCAUGCGUCUCUGACUCUUCUGACGGGAGCGCACGGAGCAGGCGCAGUCUUAGGAGCGCGCGUUCUGGAGCGGACCGGACCGGACCUGACCUGCGCCUCCCAGAACCCCGGACCGGAUCUGUGCCCACCCCAGUCCCGGACCCGCGGGUCCCGGUUUUCCAUGAGAGCCUCCCCCCCCCGGGGCGGUGCGUCCCGGACCAUGGAGGACUCCGAGAACGCGUCGGAGCCCGGGAACCAGACAGUGCCGCUGUCCGCGGUGCCGGUCCACAACGUGCCGGCGCUGGUGUUCGGGGUGGUUCUGAUCGUGGUGGUGACCGGCGGGAACGUGCUGGUGUGCGUCAGCGUCUACCUGGAGAAGGCUCUGAAGACCACCACAAACUACUUCAUAGUCAGUCUGGCGUUCGCGGACCUGCUGCUGGCGGUUCUGGUUCUGCCGCUCUUCGUUUACGCAGAGUUUCAGGGUGGGCUGUGGUCUCUGAACAUCGUGGUGUGCGACGGCCUCAUGACCAUGGACGUGAUGCUGUGCACGGCGUCCAUCUUCAACCUGUGCGCCAUCAGCGUGGACAGGUUCAUCGCCGUGUCCAUUCCUCUGAACUACAACCGUAAACACGUGGACCACCGUCAGCUGGUCCUGCUGUCGGCCACGUGGCUGCUGGCGCUCGCCGUGGCCUCGCCUGUUGUCUUCGGCAUCAACAAUGUCCCAGACCGCGACCCCAGCGAGUGUAAGCUGGAGGACAACACCUACGUGGUGUACUCGUCCGUGUGUUCCUUCUUCAUCCCGUGUCCUAUCAUGGUUGUGCUCUACUGCGGCGUGUUCCGCGGCCUGCGGCGCUGGGAGGAGGCGCGUAAGGCCAAACUGCGCAGCAGCAUUGAGGCCUGCAGGAAGCUGCAGCACGCUGCCGUGGCCACCGCCCUGCACCCGCUGGCCAUCCCCACCAUCCCUGGGCCCCUCCUCAUGCCCCUCCCACGUAUCGUCGAGAGGGACCUGGCCCAGCGUCGCCUGGACGACACCGACGACUACCGGCAGCGGGAGGUCCCGUACCCGAGACAGUACCGCGAGAACUCGGUGCCCACGCUGAGCUUCAACCAACAGCAGCUGAGGAAGAAGAGCACCAAGAUCAACAGCCGCGAGAGGAAGGCCAUGAGGGUCCUGCCCGUCGUAGUGGGCUGCUUCCUGUUCUGCUGGACGCCGUUCUUCGUGGUCCACACGACGCGGGCGGUGUGCGUGGCGUGCGACCUCCCUCCCCACCUCGUCAGCACCGUCACAUGGCUGGGCUACGUCAACAGCGCCCUGAACCCCAUCAUCUACACCAUCUUCAACACAGAGUUCAAAAAGUUCUUCAAGAAGUGUUUCUGGAGCUGCUGCUGACGGUGAGCAGCUGUGGAAGGACGCCAGACGGAGGUCCAUUACCUGACAGAGGUCCAGUACCUGAUGGAGGACCAGUACCUGACGGAGGACCAGUAUCUGACGGAGGACCAGUAUCUGAUUGAGGUCCAAUACCUGAUGGAGUUGUAGUUUUACUGGUUAAAUCCUUCUUUUGUGGGUGGUUUAAAUAACAUCAGAACUGAUCAUAUGAUGGAUCAUAUGACCGACCGUUUCCACUGAUGUUGGUGGUGAAUAAGGUGUUUCCGUCGACUCCAGGUCCAGGAGCCACUGGGUUCUGUUACUGCCCUUUAAGUUGGUGCCAUAUCCAUGUUUCAAGUGUUUGAGGCCUUUAGACCACGCCCCUGUUGUCGUGGUUUCACAGGAUGAAAACUUCACUCAAGGUUACGACAGACUUGGCACCAACACAGAAAUAAGUUAGUUUCCUUGAGGUGGAAAGAACAGGAACAAAGUCUGUUCUGUUCAGUGCAGAACUCUGGGGAGUUGGACCGAGUGGGACCAGACUGGACCGUUCUGUAUUCUGUUCACCUGUUCUCUCUGGUUCCAUUAUUAGAACAGGAACAUAUGGGUUCACUGUCCCUGACCGUGGUGCUGAUGUAGAUCUGCAGUCUGAGGCCUUCAACGGCAGCUCACUGACACCAAUGCCUGCUAAUGCUAAUGCUAAUGCUAGCUACUGUGUGUGUGUAUUAUGGGUAAAAUGCAGAGACUGAAUUUCCCUUCGGGGAUAAUCAAGUGAGUUAACCUUUAACCUUUUUUUUAAACCACGCCCACUUCCAAUUUCUGACCAAUCAAACAAUAGUUGGUCCUACCAGAUGAUGAUGUGUCAAAAACAAACACAGACUGAGGUCAUGGAGCAGAAAACAACCGUCUCUGUUCUUAUGGUUCUACUGUUCAUUCAUAGAACCAGUGAUUUUACACCAAAUGAGUAAAGUCUGUGUUUUGAAUUGACUUUAUUGACCUUAUUCUCUGGUUCCUGUUCUUUAUCAUCUCCUACGUUUACUGGAAUGGACUGAAUAAACCUCAGAGGAAAGAAAAACUAUGGAGAACUCAGCCAAUCACAGACGGACUCAUAGCAUCACGUCUCUUUUCCAUCGUCCAUCUGAGUUAAACUUUCCACAUAUUUCCUAAAUGUGUUCCAAACAGAAGUGUGUAAUGUUGGUUUUUUCCAUUCAAUCCCAAAUGUGCUGAUUAGUU
Messenger RNA from Sphaeramia orbicularis (orbiculate cardinalfish), 2672 nucleotides. Its product is annotated as D(4) dopamine receptor-like. Bases 255 to 1463 code for a protein of 402 amino acids. Gene Ontology annotation, biological process: negative regulation of adenylate cyclase activity; regulation of potassium ion transport; negative regulation of voltage-gated calcium channel activity. The transcript has 4 exons. Gene Ontology annotation, cellular component: plasma membrane. The record is from RefSeq and is a predicted model, not a curated record. NCBI's taxonomy places the organism in Eukaryota, Metazoa, Chordata, Actinopteri, Kurtiformes, Apogonidae. Gene Ontology annotation, molecular function: dopamine neurotransmitter receptor activity, coupled via Gi/Go; G protein-coupled receptor activity.